AUCAUGAAUAGACUAUUUUAUGUUUUGUGUGUGGUGAUUAGUAGUAUUGGUCACAUAGUUGAUGGUCUUGCCAUUCUUAAUGAAGAUUUUGAAUUGGAGAGACAAUUAAAUGUCAUCAAUAAAUCUCCUAUCAAGAGUAUUUAUACAAAAUCGGGAUCCAUAGUUGAUUGUGUUGAAAUUAACAAACAACCUGCUUUUGAUCAUCCUCUGUUGUGGAAUCAUACAUUGCAGCGAAAACCGAGUUUCAAAACAAGCGUGAAGAUUUCAGCUGGCAAAUCAAGUUUUCCACUUGAAAAAGUUGAGUGUCCAAAAGAGACCGUUCCUAUUCAAAGAACGACUAAAGAUAGUCUCAUUCAAAGCAAAUCUUUAUUCAACGCUCAUAUCCUAGAUCAAAAUAAAUUCCGUAGUUUUGGAGCUUAUGCAUAUCAUAGCGAUGCUAUUCACUAUGGAGUUAGUGGAACUACUAAUGUUUAUAAUCCAAAAGUUUCUAAUGGCCAAUCAAGCGAAAGUUCUUUGUACGUUAGUAAUGGAAUUGGAGAUGGUACUAAUGUGAUCGCGGUCGGAUGGCAUGUGUAUCCACAAUUAUACAAAGAUGAUAAAACCCAUUUAUUCUCACUUUGGACGUCGGAUAAUUUUAAGUCGGGAUGCUUCAAUGCAUAUUGCGGUUUUGUUCAAACAGACCGUUCAUAUUUUCUUGGGUCAAGCAUUGAAAACACAUCAUCCUAUGGAAACCCACAUGUCGUUCAGUUCUCAACUUCAAUUUACCAGGAUGAAAAAACACAAAAUUGGUGGUUGAGCGUGGAAAAUAAGGCAAUUGGAUACUUUCCAGCACAUUUAUUUUCUAACUUGAAUAAAGCUACUGAAGUGGGAUGGGGUGGUUUAGUACAAAGUCAUCCAGGUGUAAGUGCUUCUGAUCCUCCUAUGGGGUCAGGACAUUUACCAGAUGGGCAUGUCCUUCAUUCGGCCUAUUUUAGCCAUAUUCAAUUUAUAAAUGAUAGAAGAGAAGAUGUUGGCCCUGUCUAUGGUGCGGUAAGAACUUCAAGCAAAGCCCCUGAGAAAUGCUAUGGAGUUAAAUAUUAUGGCUAUAAAGGAAAAGAACUUGGGUGUAUACUUCUAUUCGGAGGACCAGGGGGUGCAUGCGGAAAUUAAUUGUAAUAAACAAAAUUUUGAUAUGAUAUCAUAAUAAAUAAAAGAAUGAUUGUAAUCAAAAUAAAAUAGAAUAAUGAUUUUGUUAAAAUUAA
Messenger RNA from Vicia villosa (hairy vetch), 1241 nucleotides. RefSeq names its product protein neprosin-like. The transcript has 7 exons. Bases 4 to 1149 code for a protein of 381 amino acids. NCBI's taxonomy places the organism in Eukaryota, Viridiplantae, Streptophyta, Magnoliopsida, Fabales, Fabaceae. The record is from RefSeq and is a predicted model, not a curated record.